AUGCCGCCAAAGGCGAAAGCAGCUCCGGCAGGGAAAUCAGCAGCCAAGUCUUCCUGGGAAAAUGAGCUUGUGCAGGAGUCGUAUCAAGAGCCGGGAUUCAGCUCCGAAGUUCACCUGAUCCUUGGUGAAGAUCAAGAAACAUCAUUGCAAGUUCAAGAGCGCCUCAAAGAGACCAUCACUAAUCGUCAACGGUUUUCGAUGGUCACUGCUGAGCAAGCGAAUGAACUCGUCUUGGACAAGAAAAACCGCGGCCAAGGAAUGUAUUCGGAAAUACUCGAGCAGUGCAAGGGCGUCGAUGGAGCAGAUAUCACGGAUGUGUCUCAGCUCCAGCCGGGAGUUUUAGCGAAACUAGUGAAAACACUUCUUCUACGCGACAAAGAAGCAGACAUGGUUCGCCGAAAUCUUCGACCUGGAACAGCUGACGAAGGCUCUAAGGGCGGUAAAAGAAAAGGCAGUGCGAAGAAAGGCAGCGCUAGAAAAAAAUCGGCAAAAUCGCCUAAACGAACACCGAGCGCGAAGAAGAAGGCUGGAAAGGGCAAGGGCGCGGAAACCCCAGAAGUUGAGGAAAAGAAAAAGUGGUCUAACCUCAAGAAACGCGGCGAGGUAGAAGAGGAAGAAAUUGUUGUUCCAAAGUACAUUGACGACGAGCCAGAAAAUGGACCAGAUCAUUAUGUUCUGCUUAUUGGCUUCGAAGACCCUUGCCUACCAGCUCUGCUAGCAGAAGCUGGCAUUGAACUUACUUCGAUCAUACAAGUGAGAUCCGAGAAGGGAGCUUCAAAGCCGCAUCUUUUUUGGGAUGAUCUAACAACCAUCUUUCGCCGAGCAGAAGAAAAGGGUAAACUUCUUGACUGCACACGAUGGCAGUUGACUCUCUAUGAUGCGGACGUGGAGGCUGCCAACUUGUACGACGAGAUUGCUUCACUCGCUUACGACCUCAAGGAGAAAUACGCCGCGUACGCAGCGUUCAACGAAAAACUAGAGGUGGUCGAAAUACCGACAGCUAGUGGAGAUGAGCAAAACCGACUUAUGGGCCGGUACAUGUCGAAGACAAAAGAUGUGCCUUUCCUUGGGCAGUCAAUUAACGUACUUGUCCAUGCCAUGCGCGAGUCUGUUUGUAACUCGGUAGAAAGCAUCGAAGCGGUCCCAACAAAAGUCGGAAAUACGGCGCUGACUAAUGCUAUCAACAGUGCUCUUGCGUGCUUUGACCUAAAUGAGGCAGAACUGGACGAAUUAAAGGACGUUUACACACCUGCAAAGCCCGAAAAGAAGCCCGCCGCUCCGAUCAUGAAUCAGUCCGACGAGAUUGGUAUGCGACUUGCCACGCUUGAAACACCAAAACGCCUUGCUCAAAUUGAAAAAGAGAUGCUUCUCUUGUACCCAUUAAAUCUUGUCUAUGGCCUUGACAAUACCAAAGAGCGUGAUGAAGCACAGGGAUUCUUGACAGACAUCGAUCAUCACCUCUGGUCAGCUGGAAAGUACUCAGACUCUCAAAUUCGACAAAUUUUACUGCAUAUGUCUGCUAAACAAGUUCACCGCGUUACUGCAGACGCGACUGGUGAGCUAUCAGCUCCAGCAAGCGGAAGCAUUAUUCCUUGGGACAAGCGCGAUCACAUGGAACGUUUGAAAGAAACUACAAUCAAAACCGAAACGGACGAUUCUACUUGUUACGAGCGAUUCGAGAGAUACGUUGCCACUCAGCGAUUAUUGGAAGCUCAAGAAGAUGCAACUGCAUGUCGAGUUCAUCAUCUAAAUAGAGACGACGGGCGGAUGAUUGUUUUCCAUAAUCCAGUCGGUCAAGGUGCUAACAAGAAUCAGAACUUUGAAAGUUGGUGCGAAAAGGUCGUGUCGAAGUGUAGAUUCAGGCACUGGAUAGAACACAUUGAACCAGAAGUCGACGAGUGGCUUGCUGAGUGGGAAAGUCAGAAGAUCAAGGCGAAACAGGAGCAAGAAAGACUCAUCCAAGCUCAGCUUGAAGCAGAGAGAGUGUUAUCUGCCUCCGCCUUACAGGAAAGCGAAAUGAACACUUUAGCUGCAUAUGUUAUUCCUGGAUCUCUCAAGGCUCAAGCACGUGACAAGGCUUUAGAAGCGUCUGCUCCAGCACUUGAAAAGAAGAAAUCUUCGCGAAAAUCAUUGAAAAAAGAUUCUCGUCCGGAAUCAAAGAAGAAAUCUUCGCGAUCAUCUUCAAAAGCAUCAGUCGGCCGAAACACGCCAAAGCCUGAAAUCAAAAAAGAUGACGAUCCAUUUCCUCAGUACAAAAGUUACAAUCUCAAAGAGCGCAUUUUCGCAGCGAAUGGACAACAACGAAGGAUUUUCACAAGUGAUGGUGGUUAUGUUUCCAUAAAGCAGUCUGGUUUCAGUGAUGUUGCGAACGACUUAAUGAUAAAAAUCCGGCAGAAACGCAACACAGUGACUUACUAUCAGCAAAGACCAAGGGACAUUCGCAAUUGGAAUCCCGAGGAACAAAAACGCCCAUCAUCUGCGUCUUCAAACAGCACUCAAAUUUCCAGCACUUCCUCGUCUCUCGCUGAGCUCAUUCCACCAGCUACAUUUUCAUCUAUUUCAGCCGUCCUAAACGAUGGUAUUUCUCUUGCAUAUUCAGUUUGUGGAGAUGGUGGUCGACCAAAGCACAUUGAUGUCGAGGAUAAGAUUGAAGAUCGUCGUUUCAGAUACAAAUUGAUCGACGAAGAAGCCGCAGCGAGAGAGGCCUCAAAAUCUCCAAAAGGAAAGAAAGCAAGUGCAAAGCCGAAGAAUGAAAAAAGUGAGGACGUCAUUGAUGCUACACCUGAGCCGGUUGCAGAGCCUGAAAAAGAAGAAAAACUUCAGCAAUUGUAUAUGUCAACUCCAGAUGGAACGCACUUACGUUUCGGAAUACAUGAUGGCAAGAUUUUUGUCCGCCUGCUGAGAGAUCAUGAUAAGGAGUUCGAAAGGUUGGUGAUGUUUGAGGGCAUCCACAGAAAGCUGAAAUCAGGGGAGCAAGAGCACCUUCACAAGGAUGGCAGUGUGACUUACUUCGAUGAGAAGUCGAAGGAGAAGUUUAUAAAACGCGAUGGCACUUCAGAGGGAUGCAAAAAGAUUCUCGCAUACACAUCCAGUGAUCCCACUACUAAUGAUCGAAUGUUCGUUCGAUCAGAUGGACUAACCAUCGUCAAGCGUCAAUUUGACGAGAUUAUCCAGUACCCAGAUGGAACGAGAGUAACCAAGACUGACUCCGACGUUCAAGUUGAAAAGCCAGGUUGGCCAUGCAUACUUUUUGAAGAAAAUGCUGAGAAGUGCAUGAUCGUGAUGGCGAACGGAACCUAUGUCCAAAUUACUGCUGCGGGCCGUUAUCAGAUGUCGCACUCAUCUGGCGCGUAUUUUACUCUUGAAGAAGAUGGAACUUUCGUUUUCUCCGCAGAGCAAAGCGGAUACGCAACGCAUAUCAUCAGACAAAUGGAUCCAACUGCGCUUGAAAUCAUCGAACCUGAUGGUUUGAAAACUAUUCAGGUUUCAAAUAUUGGAAAAACAGCCAUCAUUCACAACGAAGACAACGAAGAAUCCGAAGAGCGUCCGAUAACUGAAGAUAAUUACAGCCCUCGAGAUCGUAUAUUCUACGUGAGAUCGAAGGAUCAAGUUUAUGAGUUCUUGGAUCACGAUUGCGCGAAGCACGAUAUUGAAAGUAUUCAAGAGGAUCCUAUGAGCGCAGCUUUGCACCAGCAAGUUCCAGAAGCACCAAAUGAGAAAGCGGUCACUUUGUUAACUCCUCAAAUGAGAGCGCCAAGUUGGUCUAUUCACAGUUAUCAAGAAGAAACACUCGUACCUCCGUAUUUGCGUCAGCACAAUUUGAGGAAAUGUGGCAGCGGCGAUACUCGAAACGGUCAUCUUACUGCAGAUGACGAUCAGAACGCCCCUCAGCCACCAAUGCUGAAAAUAAGGUCGAUUGUUGUAAAUGAAACAGUCACGGCGGAGAUGAAAAAAUUUGUUGCUGAGAAAAUGGAUCAAGUUUACGACGAAAUACAAGCUAGAAAACUCGAAGAGCUACCGAAAGUUGCCUCCGAUAUUGCUAUUGUCAUUGAACGUGAGCGUUCAGAUCUACUGGAGAGAUUCUUAAAGCUUUCUUGCGAAACUGAUACAGCAACUUUGAGGGCACAUUGGAUCGCACAAACGCGAACACCAAGUCCACAACCUCAAGCUCCACUUCUGAAAAAGAUGACCGACGAAGACUGGAAACGCGUUCAAGAUGAGAGGGAAGAAUAUCGCCGAAAUCUGAAAGCACUCAAAGAAAAGAGAAUACCGAAUUACUGGGAAUCAGAGGAUGGCAAGAGAUUUUUAGAAGUUUUGAGCAAAACAGGCGGCUGUGCUAAGGCAGCUGCCAAGCUUCCUCCUCCGGAAAAGCAAGCCAAACCAUCAGAUACCCCUCCAGCGACUCCUGCUGAGUCGAAUCGCGCCAAGUCUCGGCCCGCAUCUGCAAGAUCAGUAUCAACACCUCUUCCUCCUCUUGAAAAACGAAAACCACCGAUUAUUCUUCCACGGUCGAUGGGUCGUGAGGAGCUCAUCCAACAGCAAGUAGAGAUGGAGAAAAUCGUUGGCUACAAGCAUCCUUUUGGAAUGUGGGGAUAUCGGUGCGACUUCAAUCCCGGAAGUCUUGAUUUGGGUGAUUUGAUCGAGGGCAAAACAUAUAGACGCGUGGUUCAAUUGCAAAACUCAGGAUUUUCAAAGCUUAGCUUUAAAAUACUGUCUCCCUCGUUAACUGGGCUGACGGCGAAGUACAAAAUCGGGCCGCUAGCACCAGGAUUGUCCGCCAAAAUUGAGGUUAUCUUCAAAGCAAGCGGCGAGAAGGCUACUCUAAGGGAAGAUGGCGUCUACGACUUUGUCAACCAUUUAACUCUGGAAAAGCCGAUUGGCGAAAAGGAUGGUAUUCCACAGAUUGAAGAUUAUAUCAAACUUCAAGUCGCUGCUCGUAUCAUACCGCUCUCUGAAGUCGAAAGGAGGAACAAAUUGGGCCUUGAAACCGAAAAGCUUGCUAGAAAUGUAACCGUCGUGCCUGAGCCAAAAAAGUUCGACUACAGAAAUUACCAGUAA
Molecule: messenger RNA, 5058 nt
Organism: Oikopleura dioica
Lineage: Eukaryota; Metazoa; Chordata; Appendicularia; Copelata; Oikopleuridae
Source: the annotation of a GenBank genome assembly